AUGGAGAGCCUCAAAGAGGCUGACUCUGCAAUCUCUGCCUAUAAACAACUGCAGAAGACCAUUCUCAACAACAGAAAGAACAUCAGAGAAGAGGUACCUGCAAGACGGAGGAUCAACAAGGAGAAGGUCCUCAAACAGCGCAGAAAUAUUAACAGCGCAGAGUUAGUACUAGAAGAGCUUCUCCAAGUAACACCAAAACGCAUCACUUGCCCCAGAUCUGAAAGCUCAGAGAGUCUAAACCUCAGAAGAUUGGAAACCCAGAAAAGGAUUAAGAACAACAGAGACUGGGUUCUCCAGAGUAGGAGGAGACUCAGAUAUCUGAGCCCAGUGGAAGACAAAAAUGGCGCAAACAGGUCCAGGCCAUCAUUUAUCAACACCACAUCCAGACAAUACGAACAUCACAGCUGCAUGGUGUCUCCAGCCAAUACAUCAGGUGAAAGCCUAAAGCCAUGUCCUGGCAUUUGGCUCAUCCCAACUGAGCACUCCAACAUCAUGGCCCUACCAACAAGGGACAUGCCAGUAAAUGGCUCUUUUAAGAACUGGGAUGUGCCGGCAGAAGAAAGCCUUUAUCCAUCAUGUGGUCUUAUUAACACCAAAACAUCUAUUGACCAUGAGGACCUCCCUUUCCUUAAAGAACUCGGAAAAGGAGGCUAUGGAAAGGUUCUUUUGGCACAAGAUCAAGACACCGAGGAGCUACUGGCUGUCAAAAUAAUGGAGAAAAAGCUCAUGAACACCAAAAUCUCCGUAGAGCUUGAGAUCAUGGAACUGGCUGUCGGGAGUCGCUUCCUGACCUACCUGCGAACAUCUAUGGAGACAGCAAAGUAUUUCAUCAUUGUCAUGGAUUAUAUGGCCGGAGGAGACCUGCGCCAAUUUAUGGCAGGAAAGCUGCCUUUAAAUAUGGACACAGCAAGAUUCUUUGCAUCAGAAAUGGUCUGCGGACUUCAGUUCCUGCAUGAACACGGCAUCAUCCACCGUGACAUAAAGCCUGCUAACGUCCUCCUAGAUAACAUCGGACACAUCAGAAUCGCUGACUUUGGACUAUGUGCCAUUGGCGUAUUUGGGGAGGACAUGCAGACAGGCUAUGCAGGGACAGUUGGAUACAUCGCCCCAGAGAUGAUGAACGGAGAACCUUACAAUCAUCUGGUGGAUUCCUUUUCCUUUGGCGUCACGGUAUUCAAGAUGCUAACAGGUGAUCAGCCAUUCAACAGCUACGGGACAAAAAUGCAGUAUAAACGAUCUCUGCAAGAGGACGAGCCUUAUUAUCCAGCAUGGAUGUGCCCAGAUGCCAUCAACAUCCUACAAGGGCUCCUCAGCAAGUCCCCAUGUAGCCGCCUGGCAGUAACAUCUACCAUCAGAUCACACCCGUUCUUCAGACCAGUAAACUGGUCCAAUGUGGAGUCCGGCAGCACCCACCCACCUUUCCAUAUGGACAUUCGACCAUCUCACAGUCCAGAACUGGAAAGGAGAAGACGAUCUUCAACAUCAUCAUCGUCUUCAACAUCUACAGACUCCUAG
Bufo bufo (common toad) is the source of this 1515-nucleotide messenger RNA. RefSeq names its product protein kinase C delta type-like. Lineage: Eukaryota; Metazoa; Chordata; Amphibia; Anura; Bufonidae. Gene Ontology annotation, molecular function: protein kinase activity; ATP binding. The transcript has 8 exons. Gene Ontology annotation, biological process: protein phosphorylation. Bases 1 to 1515 code for a protein of 504 amino acids. The record is from RefSeq and is a predicted model, not a curated record.